Pseudovirgaria hyperparasitica is the source of this 1654-nucleotide messenger RNA. RefSeq lists its product as uncharacterized. The coding region runs from base 83 to 1570 and encodes 495 amino acids. The record is from RefSeq and is a predicted model, not a curated record. The transcript has 2 exons. Lineage: Eukaryota; Fungi; Ascomycota; Dothideomycetes; Acrospermales; Acrospermaceae. Gene Ontology annotation, molecular function: acyltransferase activity, transferring groups other than amino-acyl groups.
UUAACGGCUAGGCUCGCAGAUAAAAGCUCCUGACCAGCCACGUUACUAUACGUUCGUGUCUUGACUAUUAUGUAUUCAAGCCAUGGCCUCGAAUAAGAACGGGAAGCCAGAAGGAACUGACCCGUGUCUAAGAAUCGUGCCACUAGGAUUGAACGACGACACUUUCAUUAAUCGCUGCGUUGUUGUCAGUGUACUCCUCAAGUUUGAUCACAAGUUAGAAACGACAAAGUUGCGCCUUGCACUUGAUCGCUUACUCCAAUUUCCAACAUGGAACAAGCUUGGGUCGCGAGUGCGGAAGAAGAACUCACGAUUGGAAUUUCACAUUCCUCACAGCUUUUGCUCUGAGAGACCUGGAUACCUCUGGUCCGCAGAAUCGACAGCAUGCCCGAUUGAGAAGCAUGUAGCUGGUUCUCAGAUUCCAUCUCGCUUCGACAAAGCUUUCGUGGCAAGCUCACCAGACGCUUUGAGACCUCUGAUUUUUGAUCACGAUGCGCCAAGACGACUGCGUGACUACUUAAAUGGGGACACUCCACUUCUUGCUAUUCGUGUUAUGACAUUCGAUGACGCGACUACCGUUGCUGUCUCGUGGCCUCACAUCAUGUCGGAUGUGAAUGGCAUACGGUCAUUCUUAGACGCGUGGAGUCUGGUCAUGGCAAAGAGGGAUGCAGAAGUCAAAUCCUUGCAUGGUUUCGAUUUUGACCCUCUUGAACCACUGGAGCACCGGGGUCGUCCCGAGGAUUGGGCCCAUUGCGACUACAUAUUGAGUACGCGUCAAAAGGUCAAAUGGAUAGGUCGCCUUACAGGGGAACUUGUCCGGUAUCGGGAUUUCGAGUGGAGGACCUUCUGCCUUCCUUUAGCCCAUAUUACCAGCCUGAAGAAACUCGCGCUCGAAGAGAUGCAGCGUACCGAACCGUCGCCUACGCGGCCGCAUUUCCUCAGCGACGGCGACAUCAUCGUUGGCUUUGUCACUCGUAUACUAGCUUCGUCACUUCCAACACGAUCGGUCGCCAUAUUCUGUGCUCUAUCAAUCCGUAAGUUGUUUCCAGACAUCUUUCCACCUGAUAAGAUCUUCAUUGGGAAUGCGCUGAGUGCGACCGUGACAUUGAUACCAAAAGGCGGAUCCCCUAGUAAAUCUGUAGGCUAUAUUGCUGCACAUUUUCGUAAAGAAUUGAAUCUACAGGCGACACAACCUCAACAAGAAUCUCUCAUGGCGAUGAACAGUGCUGCGUAUCGAAAAGGGAGACUGCCUGAGGCGGCAGUAGGAGACUCGUCAGCAGUGGUAUUGGCCUUCACCAAUUGGACUCAGGCGCGCUUCUUUGAUAUUGAUUUUAGCGGUGCGCUGCGUAAUGGUGAUCACAAUGACCCUGCCAGGGCACACCCAGUACUCACCAAGCCAUCGUAUGUGGGUCAACUGGAGACUGCAAGCCAAAGGCCCAAUUCAAGAUACUUGACUGUCAUCAAAGGCCAAGAUGCAAAAGGCAACUAUUGGAUCGAUGGGGUGUAUAGGAAAGCGACAUGGGAGGUGAUAGUUCGCUUACUGCAUGACAUCAACAACGACAAUACGACCUGAUAAAUCAAUGUUCAUCCAUGGUUCCUGUACAGAUCUCUAACAGUUCUUUAUACCUCUUUGAAAGACUCUGCACUCCGCACUUCG